Molecule: messenger RNA, 531 nt
Organism: Neohortaea acidophila
Lineage: Eukaryota; Fungi; Ascomycota; Dothideomycetes; Mycosphaerellales; Teratosphaeriaceae
Exons: 4
Coding region: 110-451 (113 amino acids)
Source: RefSeq, a predicted model, not a curated record
UCGACUUCAUGAAACAGACACCUUCCAGGUAUUUUGUCUCUUGCAAUCGGUCUACGAAACAUCUUAACGCGACAUCUUCUCGUCAAAUAAUCGAAAAGUGUGGAGAACCAUGCCUGAAACACAUAUCAUCGCCAUUCUCUCUCCCGCCAAGGGCAAAUCGCAUCGCCUGAAGGAACUCUUGGGGAAGAUGUGCAAAGACGUGCACGAAAAGGAGGACUACACGCUCCGCUACAUCGCCACCGAGCAGAUUGACGGCGACAACCCCGACGAUGCCGAUAUCGUGAUGAUUGAGACGUACAAGGACAAGGCGUCCGCUGACAAGCAUACCACCGAGCCUCACUUCAAGGAGAUCUUCGCCACGCUCGACAAGGAAGGCAUCCUGGGCAAGGCGCCAUGGCUGGCGAAGACGCAGAGCAAGCAUGGCUUCGACCUGGAUCACAAGCUGAUCUAGAUUGGCGCUGUUCAAUGUGAUGCCGUUGAAGUGUUUCGAUCUUGCUUCCGUAUAUAUUCCACCUACAUACCAUGAGGUCA